AUGUUUUACUACCCAAAUGUGCUCCAACGCCAUACUGGCUGCUUUUCUACAAUCUGGUUAGCAGCCACCAGAGGAAUCCAGGUGACCCGCAGAGAGAUGCUCAGAGUCAAUGUGAAGCUAACCUGCGUGGACAUUGUGAAGUACGUGACUUCACAGGUCCCGUCGUUGGGGCCGAACCAGCCCAAGCCCCGUUUCUCCCUGUACCUGUCGUCCCAGCUGCAGUAUGGGGUGGUCGUGGUCUAUCACAGGCAGUGCAGCUUUCUGCUCGAGGAGAUUCAACAAAUCAUCAACCGCCUGCUGCGCCGUCAGAAAUCCAUACGUAUUGAUAUGGAUGAAUCUGAAAGGGUUUCCUUGGACCUUCCUGACGUCCUGCACAUGAUGGAGGAGGCAGAGGGGGCUCAGGACCCCUUCUUUGGUCGCAUGGACUGUCACCAGUUUUCCAGCCCCUAUAAGCAGAUAAAUAUGGCAAUUGAGGAGCUGGCUUUGCAGCAAUCGCUGGCACCCAGCCCGCGCCGCGCCACGUCCAGCCGGGAAGGUUUCACUUCCUCUCCGAUGAACAUCACCCUGACGGAGAAGGAGCAGUUUGUCAUCAAUGCUGCUGAGUAUUUUGAAGGAGACGAAAUUCCUGAAGCCACAACCAGAGAAAUUGAUUUGUUGAUGGAUCAACCAGACGAUUUCCUCAGAGUGGAGCGGGACCACGGAGUCGGUUCAUCUGUCGACCAGCUGAAGGAGACUCUGGGAGUGGAGCAGGACGGCGUGUGGCUGCCGAGCGCGGAGACGGGUCAGGCUGCCCUUGAGGUGACACCUCCACAUGUCGCCAUGCCAACGCCGCCCGGCGCCGCGUCUGAACACGAUGGCGACAGACCAGCGGAAAGUCGUGACGAAGAGGUGGUGGUUCCUCCUCGGAGGAAGCAUGCAGGGGGACGCAGGCGUCAGCUGGUGUUUGCAGACCCGGAGGUCCAGAUCCCUGACGAGGAGCUGCAGGACUGGAUUGGGAACUGUCAGACUGAGACACUGGACCUGUCCCAAGUGUUGCUGGACGUCCCUGCGGUGACCGGGCUGCUCUCUCCUGCUCAGCUCUUCAGCGCCCCCUGUGGAUCUCUUAUCCACGCUGACCUCCUGUCGCUAUGGAAACAGCAAGCCACACUCACCGUCCUGCCUGGAAGUGGAGAAAGGAGUGAAGCUGAGGGGGAUUCGGACAUGGAAAUACUGAGGACGGAGAGGAAGAGGAGGCAUUCACGCAUGAAGGAGUCACACAGUGAGUCAGGACUGCAACCCGCAGAGGGCUCAUCUGUGUCCGACGUGAUCCUGGACUCGUCCAAAGAAGACAGAUCUGUAAGUGGCGUUAUUUCUCCCGCCAGCAGAUGGUCUCCACAGGAGGAGGUUCAUCCACCAUUGGAGCCGAUAGCUGAGGAAAACAUCGAGAUGCCUAAGGCUCAGCCUGACACAGAGGACAGUAACAUGCUGAGCUCGAUCAUCUCCGCCGUGCAGAGGCUUGGCAGGGUCACCUUCGCCUCUCUGCUGCCCCCUCAGGCCAGCCGCCUCACUGCAGCUCUCAAACUCGACAACCUGCUCAAGCUGGCGUCGGCCCAGCAGGUGGCGGCGCAUCAGGCGGAGCCGUACGGCAGCAUCAUCAUCAUCCCAGUGGAGCCGUUGCUGGCUGUCUGAACACCAACCGCCUCACUCUGUGUUUCCAAAGAGUUAGUUUG
Cololabis saira (Pacific saury) is the source of this 1709-nucleotide messenger RNA. RefSeq names its product REC8 meiotic recombination protein b (gene rec8b). Gene Ontology annotation, biological process: synaptonemal complex assembly; mitotic sister chromatid cohesion; replication-born double-strand break repair via sister chromatid exchange. The record is from RefSeq and is a predicted model, not a curated record. The transcript is spliced from 18 exons. Gene Ontology annotation, molecular function: protein binding; chromatin binding. Bases 1 to 1668 code for a protein of 555 amino acids. NCBI's taxonomy places the organism in Eukaryota, Metazoa, Chordata, Actinopteri, Beloniformes, Belonidae. Gene Ontology annotation, cellular component: synaptonemal complex; cohesin complex.